AUUUUUUAUAACCGGUAUCUGUCAGAAAGGAAUCGUGAUUGCGCAAAAAGUUGCUCGGUAAUCGUAUUAAUCUAGUCUCAUUACUGCCCAUCGGUCGUAUUGUAAACAUGGCUGAUUCGAGGGAACCACCUCCUUUUGAAGAAAAUUUGGCAGAACCAGAAUCUGACGAUAUAUUUAAAUCUGCACUUGAGACACAAUCUAGAGAAGAGUUUUCAAAAAAUGGCAUAGAUGAUCUCAUGAGUGGUGGUGGGGAAGAAGUCAGUCUUGAUGAUGAUGAUCCAACUUCAAAACCGUCACAAUCUAAAUUGGAAUUUCGAACACCUGAAGAGGAAUUUAAUAACACAAGCCCUGUUGCAUCAUCACCAGCUGAAAUAAAACCAACCGAGCCACCAAAGCCCCAAGCCCGCAAGAAUGUCAAAACAACAGAAGAACAAGAAGAAAGUGAUGUAGUUCUUGAUAUAUCGGUAUCAGAUCCACAAAAGAUAGGAGAAGGCAUGGGUGCAUACAUGGUUUAUAAAGUUUCUACAAGGACAAAUCUUCCAUAUUAUAAAAAGAAAGGCUUUUCUGUGUCCAGGAGAUUUAGUGAUUUUCUUGGACUUCAUGACAAACUAGUAGAAAAACAUUUGCAUUUGGGAAGAAUUGUUCCUCCUGCUCCAGAAAAGGAUAUGAUUGGUUUGUAUUAUAUGUGUUAA
Molecule: messenger RNA, 692 nt
Organism: Stegodyphus dumicola
Lineage: Eukaryota; Metazoa; Arthropoda; Arachnida; Araneae; Eresidae
Gene: Snx1
Product: sorting nexin 1
Biological process (GO): early endosome to Golgi transport
Cellular component (GO): endosome; endosome membrane
Molecular function (GO): phosphatidylinositol binding
Source: RefSeq, a predicted model, not a curated record